GCGAACAGCAGCAUAAGCUGUAAAACUUUUUGAAGAGUUGAUUGUGAUACCAAACCAAGCCUUAAGUCACGUUCAUUUCAAACUUCAAACUAAGUAGAAGGAUACCUGCUAUGGCUUCUAAUCUUCCAACUAUCGCUGCCUCAACGGCAAGGUCCGCUGCCACGACGACGUCGUUUCAGGAAAAACAUUACCGUUCGGUCUUCGAGCUCUCACCUAGCGUCUUCGACUCUUGCUACUUUCUACCUUCUACUCACUCUUCGAUUUACGAGCCCAACGACAAUGAUCGUCGCAACGCAGGCCUUGAAACGCCCUCAAACAACGUCGUCGCCGAUGGUCCCCAAGACACCGUCGUUUCAGCGCCUAGGUGGACGUGCAACACCUGUAAGGCCCAAUUCGAUUCCCUCCAAGACCAGCGUUCGCAUUUCAAAUCUGAUAUUCAUCGAUUCAAUGUGAAGCUGACAGUUGCGGGAAAGAAUAUUGUUAAGGAAGAGGAUUUUGAGGUGUUGACAUCUGAAUUUGUCAAAGACUAUGAUGUUUCAAGCAUAUCAGGAUCAGAGAGUGACAGUGACAGUGAAAAUGAGUCUCAAAAUCGCAAUGAAGUGCGUGACAAAUCAAGAGAAAUUCUUAAACAAAAUCUAUUUGUUGGUCUUCAAUCAGGUCAAAGAGUUUCUCUCUGGAAGUGCUUGAUUAUGAAUAUGAGUGAUGAGAAUGGAAGUGCAGAGAACGAAGUGUGUGAGAGGUUGAAAUCUCUGACUCUUGAGCCCAGGGAUAAUAGUCAUUUGCGAAUCGUACUGCUUGCAUCUGGUGGACACUUUGCUGGUUGUGUCUUUGAUGGUGAUGCAGUUGUGGCUCACAAGACCUUUCACAGAUAUGUUGUGAGGGCCAAGGCUGGAAAGAAACAAUCAUCAAAAGAUGCUUCUGGAAGGGCUGCACAUUCUGCUGGUGCUUCACUUCGUCGUCAUAAUGAACUUGCAUUAAAAAAGGCAGAAAAAGAAGCCAAGAGAAAAGCCAGAGCAAAAGAGUUAAAGAAACUAAAGAAAGCCAAAGAAAAGAGGGCACAGGCAGAAGCUGCGUUGCUUAAGAAUGACUCGAAGGCUGCAGAGAAGCAAAUGACUGCCCCAGCUUCUUCUAAGGGACAAGCACAAUCCAAAAGUGGUGUGAAAUUAUCUAAAGAGGAGGAAAUAAGAAGAGCGCAGGCUGAAGAAAGGGAAAAGAGAGCAGCUGCCGCAGAGAGAAGAAUAGCUGCCCUCAAAAUUCAAGAGAACUGUUCAACCUCCACACAUGCCAUUUCAGAACCUAAAGGAGGAUUAGCUGGUGAAAUUUACUGUUCCUGUUGUAAUUCAUCACUUGCUGGUAAAGUUCCCUUCCACCGCUAUAAUUAUAAUUACUGCAGCACAUCAUGCAUGCACGUACACAGGGAGUUCCUAGAAGAUGGAUGACGUGUUUUGAUAUUAUUUUAUAAUUUUAUGUGCAAAUUUAGAUUAUAUCCAUUUUUUUCUUGAAUAAUGGGAAGAAAAGAAAUUAUUUACCUAUAAAGUUUCCCAUAGAUUAUGGGCAUUUGUGAGGUGUUGCUGCUUACAAACAUUGAUUUAUGAUUAGUUUUCUUAUGUUAUGAUGUUCCUUUUGGUAGCUAUAUAAAAUUUUAUGCAAAGUUGCACUA
Arachis ipaensis is the source of this 1660-nucleotide messenger RNA. The record is from RefSeq and is a predicted model, not a curated record. Lineage: Eukaryota; Viridiplantae; Streptophyta; Magnoliopsida; Fabales; Fabaceae.